UGUCGCUUUCCUUAAAUCACUUCUAUUAUAAAUUGGCUUAAACAGUAAUCAUGAAACCCAACUACCAAGAACGAUAGACUUUCCAACCCAAAAUUUCAAAUCCCUUGAUUCCUUUUUGUCAACCAAGCAUCCCACCCGGACUGUUAGUUCGCCGUUUCAUCAACUUCCCAACCUUCCCUUUUUCUUUAAUUUCCUACCCCAAUUUUCGCCACAAAUCUAAUCCAAAAUGAGCUGGUGGUGGGCUGGUGCCAUUGGGGCUGCUAAGAAGAAAUUUGAGGAAGAUGAAGCACCAAGAAGCUUCCAGAGCGUUGGGCUGAUCAUUGGAGUCACCGGCAUAGUCGGCAAUAGCUUGGCUGAAAUCCUCCCGUUAUCCGACACCCCCGGCGGCCCAUGGAAAGUAUACGGGGUGGCUCGUCGGCCCAGACCCAACUGGAACGCCGACCAUCCAAUCGAGUACAUUCAGUGCGACGUAUCCGACCCGAAUGAUACCGAAUCGAAGCUCUCUCAACUUACCGACGUCACCCAUAUCUUCUACGUCAGCUGGAUCAACCGAACAUCCGAAGCCGAGAAUUGCGAAAUCAACGGUUCCAUGCUCCGCAAUGUUUUGCAUUCCGUGAUCCCAAACGCACCCAAUCUCCGCCACAUCUGUCUACAAACAGGAGCCAAACAUUAUCUUGGACCGUUCGAGUUGUUGGGUAAGAUCCAACCGCAUGAUCCGCCUUUCACCGAAGAUUUACCGCGGUUGAACGCUCCCAACUUUUACUACCAUCAAGAAGACAUCCUCUUUGAAGAAAUCGAGAAAAAAGAAGGAUUAACCUGGUCGGUGCACCGACCCGGAGUCAUAUUCGGGUUUUCGCCUUACAGUUUAAUGAACCUCGUUGGCAGUCUUUGCGUUUACGCCGCCAUUUGCAAACACGAAGGCAAACCGUUACACUUUCCUGGGAGCAAAGCCGCUUGGAACUGUUACUUUGAAGCUUCGGAUGCGGAUUUGAUUGCGGAGCAACAUAUAUGGGCGGCGGUGGAUCCGUACGCCAAAAACGAAGCCUUUAAUGUGACUAAUGGGGAUGUUUUCAAGUGGAAGCAUUUGUGGAGCGUUUUGGCAGAGCAAUUUGGGAUAGAAGAAUUUGGGUUCGUGGAAGGGGAGAACCGGGGGAUGGAGGAGAUGAUGAAAGAGAAGGAAGGAGUUUGGGAAGAAAUAGUGAAGGAGAACCAGUUGCAGAAGACGAGUUUGCAGGUGGUGGGAAAUUGGUGGUUUACGGAUACGAUAUUUUCGGCUCCGUUGCAGAUGCCGCUGCUCAGUAUGAAUAAGAGCAAGGAGCAUGGGUUUUUGGGGUUUAGGAAUUCCCGGAAUUCAUUUGUUACUUGGAUUGAUAAGAUGAAGGCUUACAAGAUUGUGCCUUGAUCUCAUUCAAUCUCUUGUUUCAAAUUGUUUCCUUGGUUUUUCAGAUGAAGAUGAAAUUUCUGUUGUUGUACUUCUAAAAUAAGUUCGUAGGGUAAGCUAUUAAUUGGCAUGCUACCGUAAGAUGUCAGAAACAAUUGCUUACCUUCAAAGAGAAGCUUCUGUUGUAUUUGUGAAAAUGCUGUGUGCUUUUCUUUUCCCUUUAUUUGUUUAUGAUGCAUUGUUUAUUCUAUCUUGUAGAAUCCUGAAUUAUACUAUUUAUACUUGUUGAUUAGACAAA
Gossypium raimondii (Peruvian cotton) is the source of this 1679-nucleotide messenger RNA. Its product is annotated as 3-oxo-Delta(4,5)-steroid 5-beta-reductase. The record is from RefSeq and is a predicted model, not a curated record. The coding region runs from base 227 to 1402 and encodes 391 amino acids. NCBI's taxonomy places the organism in Eukaryota, Viridiplantae, Streptophyta, Magnoliopsida, Malvales, Malvaceae. The transcript is spliced from 2 exons.